UUUGGCUAAAAUAUUAGAAUUACUAAAAAAUUGUAUAGGAACUUUUUUGUAGAGAAUAAAAUUUGCUAAAAAAAAGUAUUGAAUAAAUUUUUAGCUAAAAUUGUAAAUUUGUAAGUUAUCAGAAUUUAAAAUAAUAAUUGAGUGUGUGGAUAAAAAAAAUUAUCAGAUGAAAUAGAAUAAACGGAAAUGAUAAAUCGAAACGGGAUAUAAUGGAUGAUUGAAAAAUAAUGUUGAUAAAAAUAAAAAAGAUAAAAUAAAAAUAUACGCAUCGAGUCUUGGUCAUCGUUUAUGUUUCUCGCGGGUAUAUAUGUAUUUAAAGAAUAAAAAAGUGGAAUCCCAAGAGACGUUAAGGCUGUUGGUAAAGUAGCCUUAUGUAGGCUGAGUAAAGAAGGUACCGGGAAAGCGCGACAAGAAGCUCUAGGUUCGUGCUGGCACUUGGAUUCAAACAAACGUGCCAUCACCAGAGCAGCAAAUCCAACGGCAACAACUUGACUUGAUCAUCAACUUAAGGUGGAUCAACUUCAUGUACUGAUAUACCUACAAUUCAAGUAAAUAACCUAUACACACAUAUGUACAUAUAUAUAUAUAUAUAUAUAUAUACACAUAGUCUAAAGACAAUGUAAUGUUGCCUGCUGUGUCAAAGAGAAAGAAUAAGAGACGAGAAGACGACACUCCUUGGAAUGACGAUUAAUUUAAAGUGAAACAGGAAUAACUUCUGAUCAAAUUGGCAUCGUAAUUGGUCUCUCCUUUGAUGUAUUACUUUUUUAUUAAUCAAUUUUUUUCAUUACUUCUAUUAUUAUUAUUGUUGACAACCUCAAUUAUCUAAAAAAAAAUUUUUAUAAAAUAAAAUUUAAUUUAAAUUAAAAAUAAAUAUUUUAUUUAAUGGCAUAAUAAAAUGUCUUUAAUACACUUAAAAAGCUCAUUGAGAAACCGGAUUAGAGUUUACUCUAGCAGACGGCAGGACGCUGGAACCAAAGUAGAGGAAAAAGAUCGGCAAUGUAAGGGAGCAGACACGCGUGGGAAAACUGGUGGUGGGAGAUAUGAAACUACUGCACAAUUUAAUUUUAUUUUUCCCUGCAAUGCUUUAUAUAUCUGUAUAGAUAUGUUUGGCGGUAUGUGUAUAUAUAUAUAUAUAUACAUAUAUGUGUUGGUAUGUUUAUGUAUGUGGUAUACUGGUUGAUGCCGAAGCUCAUGAAUAGUCGAGACUCUUGGAAAUCGGAUCAGUGACCCCUGGUGUAUUUUAUACAGAGGAAUAAAAUAAAUAUAGCAAAAAAAACAAAAUUAAAAUUAAAAUAAAAAUAAGCAAAAUAAAAUGAAGCGGUUUAAACAAGGGUGGGAGUGUUGAAAGAGUUUCUUCAAGUGGUUCCUCGGAGGUCAGAGCAUGUAAGUCCAAUUAAUAGUCGGUCAACCGUGAUACUCCGUUAGUCUGGACAAUCAUGCACACACGGCCUCAAUUAAUCCUUGGACGUACCAAGUAAUACAAACUUCUUAUUUUCCAAUUAGGCUGCUCGUUACAAUGUUACAAUAAAUAAUAAUAAUUAUUAUUAUUGUUGAAUUUUAAAUCUAAAUCGAAAAUGAAAUUAAUGGUUUUAAAAUUCAUUUAACUUUAAGAUACUUGAUACUCCAUAUGUAUACUACAUAUUUAUGUAUCUCGAAGAGUAUCGAGACAUUUAAACAGAUGUGAUGGACAAUGUAGAGUAGUCUGAACAAAUAUGGACAGUGCACUUAUAUGCACGGAGCACAAUACCGGGGAUCGAAUAAGAACAGUCAUCAAAAGCGGAAUCUCAAGAGUUGAAGUACAGGACGUGUGUCCUCGAUCUCUCUGUACUCAAACAGUACCGGGUUUACUUCUUUAGUCGCGUUUGACGAAGAAAAUGAAAUUAAAGAGCAUUGCGGGUGCACCGGAUGGAGAAGAAGAACAAAAACGCUGUCCCGCUUCUUUUCCGAGAUGUCUGUAUAUGCUCGGUAGGUGUCGAGGUCAUCGGCCAGUGUUACUACAGUUGUGCUAUGGGUCAAAAUUUUGAAGAUCCAUACUAUAAAUUAAGAAUGAAAGAGCAAGCGGCCAGAAUCACAAAUAACCUUAGAAAACAACCUCAAUCUACAACAAAAUUGGUAGAGCCGACAACAGAAGCAAUGGAAACGACAACAAAAGCAAUGAAAACGACAAAAAAAGCCAUGGAAACGACAACAAAAUCAUACGAAUCAACGACGAAUUCUGAUAAUCUUAAAAAUUUAGAAAAUUCCAAUAACCCCAGCACAUCUGAAUUUUGUCUAAGAGAAAAAUUGCCUUGUUUCCCCUCUAAUGAUAAGUGUUGCCCUGGAUUUACAUGCUCACAACUGACAUUGGUGAUGAAUCCUGCCGGACUUUGUGUACCAGAAAAUUAUAAAAAGCUAAUUCUCCAAGGGAUGGCUGAAGUUUCGAAAGAAGUCCCCAUGAAUUAUUGGGACAUGUACAAAAGUAUCAAGACCAAAUUUUUUUAAUUAAUUAGUCUCUUUCUAUAUAAUAUAUAUAAGUUGUAAAAUACGAUUAAAAGUUUGUUUAGUCAGGUCCGCUGAUCUAUGCGUCUAUGGAAACUUAAUUGAACUUCUUACGUUUUAGGCUUGACCUUAAGCGUUAAUAAAAAUUAAAUUAUCUGCAUACAUCGACUCUCUAACCUAACAUAUGAAAUUAAUUUAA
Molecule: messenger RNA, 2677 nt
Organism: Microplitis mediator
Lineage: Eukaryota; Metazoa; Arthropoda; Insecta; Hymenoptera; Braconidae
Exons: 3
Coding region: 1906-2481 (191 amino acids)
Source: RefSeq, a predicted model, not a curated record